This is a messenger RNA of Cornus florida, 2941 nucleotides long. RefSeq names its product PHD finger protein At1g33420-like. Lineage: Eukaryota; Viridiplantae; Streptophyta; Magnoliopsida; Cornales; Cornaceae. The coding region runs from base 523 to 2643 and encodes 706 amino acids. The record is from RefSeq and is a predicted model, not a curated record. The transcript is spliced from 5 exons.
CUCUCUCUCUCUCUCUCUCUAAAUAUAUGUAUCCCUCUGUAGUCUCACCCACCCCCUCUCUCUCUCUCUAUAUGUAUAAUAAUAUAUAUAUAUAUAUCUCUCACCCUUAUCCCAAACCGACUUAACAACUUUUUAUUUCCUUACACCCAAUAAGAAAAAUAAUAGUAAAUUAUAAAUACAAAAAUACCAAAAAGUACAAAAGACCAUAGGGAAUCAAAAACCAACAGAAAACCCUAAUUUUGAGCCACCGAAACGAACGUUCGUAUUUCCCUCCCACCCUUGUAUUUUUACCCCUCUACCUCUUGCUUCGUGUUGUUUUCAACUUCUAAUAGUAGUUUCUACCAAUGAAACCUCUUCUCAACUCUUGGUUUGUUUGAUCCUUUAUUACCGACCGUUGGAUCUGCUAUUUUGCUCAGAUCUGAAACCAGUAGGACUACCCAAGCUUUCUCCGGCCGAGAUCUGACCCACACUCGCCGAGAUCUGACCCACACGCGCCCAGAUCUGACGAUAGAAGAUCACAGCAUGGUCGUGAAUGGCAGGCCUUUGAAGCGGAUGAAGAGGCGAGUCACGGCCGGCCUCAACGACUUCCACACGUUCCCCUCCGCCGACUAUCCGGCCGGCGGGCCCUUCAGGACCAGCGUCAGGGCGUUCCUCUCCACGCACGCGAUACUCCCGCCGCCGUCGUCUCUGUUCCCCCACCUGCUGACGUGGCAGAUCCUGUUCCGAGUCGGUGGUCUGGCCGCCUGUCCCGACUCGUCGCCGGCCGUCGUGUGCCUUGACGUCGUUGAGGAGGACGUGGCCACUUCUAGAUCCAUCUACUGCGACCAGUGCCGAGUCGUCGGUUGGAGUGGUAACCCAGUAUGCGCAAAGAGGUACCAUUUCAUAAUCAAGGCAGAUGGUGGUUCCAUUGGUGGGUACAACAAGUCAUGUGCAGGCUGUGGAGAUGUUUUGCACAUAUCAGAGUCUAGGUGCAAGUCUUGCAACCAUGUUAUGACUGCAGAAGAUGUUGAAGACUGGAUGUAUCACCAGUUAGAUGACACAACCCAUCUUCUACAUGGUGUGGUACAUUUAAAUGGUUAUGGGCACCUUCUUAGAGUCAAUGGCAGAGAAGGGGGAUCUAGGAUACUUUCUGGAUGUCACAUCAUGGAUUUUUGGGAUCGCCUGUGUAAAGUACUUGGAGUCAGAAAAGUUAGUGUGAUGGAUGUGUCAAAAAAGUACGGAUUGGAGUUUCGGCUGCUUCAUGCCAUCACCAAGGGUCAUCCAUGGUAUGGUGACUGGGGUUAUGUGUUUGGUGCUGGUAGCUUUGGUCUCACUCUUGAUGCCUAUAAAAAGGCUGUUGAAACCCUCUCCAAUCAGCCUUUGUCAAUUUUUCUCUCUCAACGACGGAAACCUCGCACUCGCCUGCAGGACUUGAUCUCAUUCUAUCAGUCCUUAUCAGAGUGCGAGCUUGUAAAUAUUAGAGACCUGUUCUGUUUCUUGCUGAGUUUGAUCCAUGAUGCCCACAAGAGUUCCUUGAGGGUUGAUGAUGCCACCUUCAAGAAGGGUCAGUUUUGUGCUUCAGGAGUUUUGUGCGCAUGGACUACCAAUGAUAUUGAACGUGUGGAAGAAGCAAUGUUUCGAGUAUUAAGGGCGGUUACUGGUUCCAACUGGGUGAGUUGGCGUGCUCUUAGGGGUGCAGUUUGCAAAGUUGCUUCUCCAGAGCUUCUUGAUUACUGCCUUAAGGAGCUCCAAGGAAAACAGACUGCCGAUGGCAUGGUUGUUCAUGCUCGCUGCAAUCCUGAUUCAGGUGCUAUGGAGUACAGACUAGAGCCAGGAAGUAUUCCCUUGAAUGGAAAUACCACUGUUGCCACUUCUUUUAUUACAAACUGCCCUUCAGAAGAACAUCUGCUGCGGGAUCUCAGAUACUUGUAUGAAUCCACGUUGCACCCUCGGACCAUGCUGAGCCAUGGACCUCAGGCGAACAUGGAUCCUGUGAUCAGCUCAGCUACAAAGCUCCUUGAUUGCAAGCAGUUUGUGAAAGAGUACCACCUUGAGAACAUGUUAUCGAUUGCAAACCCUUCUGCAACACACAUUUCAUGUGAUGUGGAGCUCAUGGAACAAUCUGAAGAAAAUGCCACUAAUCAACCACCACCAGAAUUGCUGGUCUUGCCCCCCAAAGCUACUAUUUCUGACCUCAAGCUCGAAGCAUCAAGGGCUUUCCAAGAAGUAUAUCUGAUGUUUAGAAGAUUUCAGGCGGAAGAGCUACUUGGCUAUGGCGGUGUAGAUGAAUCCACCCAGGUCAAGCUCUUGUUAGGUACAACUAGAUCAGUACGAGUACGAGGGAGAUGCCUGGUGAAAAAUGGGGUGAGUAGGUUUAGAAUGGAGAGGGGGGUUGAGAGGUGGACGGUGGACUGCAGGUGUGGGGCGAAGGAUGAUGAUGGGGAGAGAAUGUUAGCUUGUGAUAUCUGCAGUGAGUGGCAGCACACAAGGUGUGCUGGGAUUUCAGAUUUCGAUGCUGUUCCAGCAAGGUUUAUUUGCCACAGAUGCAGCAGCAGCUCAGGCCAAAUAACAAACACAGGUGAGCAGGGGAAGAAUGAAACAGGGGUUGUUGGUGGUGGAGGCGGCGGCUUUGGCUUGGGGAAGAGCUUGACAAAUGCUUUUUGAUGUACCUGGGGAUGUUGUAAAUGAUUUUUCUCCUCUUUUUUUUGGUGGGAAGGAUUUUUCUCGGGUCAAGAAGAAUGUUGUCAUGUGUGACCAGGCCUAAAGAAUGCAUCCAGCUGCUUUUCCUCAAUCUUGUUGAGAUUGUGUAUAUAUUUUUUUUUAUAGAAGAAUUGGUCUCUGUAGUAGUAACAGGAAAAAGGAAAAAUACAAGGAAAGAGGAAAUUAAAAGAAACAAGUAGGGAAAAGAAAAGGCUGCAUUUAUAAAAGCUGAAGAUCACAAGUUGCAGGCUUGCUUUUUGAA